Sphaerodactylus townsendi is the source of this 10534-nucleotide messenger RNA. It is a transcript of the gene ZC3H12C, whose product is annotated as zinc finger CCCH-type containing 12C. The coding region runs from base 813 to 3383 and encodes 856 amino acids. NCBI's taxonomy places the organism in Eukaryota, Metazoa, Chordata, Lepidosauria, Squamata, Sphaerodactylidae. Gene Ontology annotation, cellular component: cytoplasmic ribonucleoprotein granule; nucleus. Gene Ontology annotation, molecular function: mRNA binding; RNA endonuclease activity; metal ion binding. The record is from RefSeq and is a predicted model, not a curated record. The transcript is spliced from 8 exons.
GAAAGCAAAGAGGCAGGGAUGCCUCCAAAAAAAGCAGCAAGACCUACCUGAGAACUUUGGGAGCUACAGAAGAUAUAUUUUUUUAAAAUACCCAUAUGCUCCAUUGUAAGCAGCAGCAAAUUGUGGCAGAAGCUAGUUUCAGCUUUCAAAAAGAAAGAAAGAAAAGACUGUGAAGCAAUCCCUUUCAUCUUUCCCUGAAUACUGGAGGAGGAAUGGAUAGGCUGGUCAAAUCACCUGAGGAGCACCAUGAACACGAUGAUGGAGGCAGAGACCUCAAGGUGAGUGAUGCAAUUGGGGAAGGACCAACACGGAGAAGGAUGAGAGAAAUAAAGAGCACAAUUGCUGAGGAAGAAGGCAGCAAACCGAACCUGGAAAGGGGCAACAGGAGAAAAGGAGGCGGAGUGGUGGUGAAAUAGAGAUGAGGCCCAGGCUGGCAGGGACGGCUCCUCGAGGUCGCGUUGGUGAGCUGCCCGGGCGAGAAGAGGCCGAGGCGUGGACAGAGGUCGGGCUGGGAAGACUGUGAUGGAAAAAAAGAAGGCCGCCUCGCUUGGGAUUCACGCAAGCUCGUUUUUCCUGCAAGGAGUUGCGCGCUCUACUCAGAAGUCAGCCCAAAUGACGGCCAUGCGAUUUACUCCCCAGCAAGUUUGUUUAGGUUUGCGCCGUUUGGGGCGAAAAUAAUCUUCACUUCACACAGCAGUAUACCGACAUUAAAAUCAGGCUGUUAACACCGGGUGAAAUGGGCACACGGAAUAUUCUAUAUUCAGGAAUACAAGAAAACCAACAAAGUGGAGUCAAGUACAUGCAGCAGCUUCAUGGGCUUGAAGGAUCACUUGGGGCAUGACCUCGGCCACCUCUAUGAGGACAGUGCUGAGACACCGAUGAGUGCAAUUGCACCUUGGUCGAUGGUGGAAAAACCAACCAUGGAUAAAAUAAACUCUAGGAAGGAGGAUGCAGACAAGGAAACCUCUGAAGAAACUGGGAGCUCCAGUUGUGAUUCGGAGGAGAGUACAAAUUCUGAUAAUGAAUCAGAGCAACCAGCCACCACUGGAACAAAAUUGUGCUCGCUGCCUAAGACUCACAGACAACUGUGCAGAUCUCCUUGCUUGGAACCCCAUAUACUACAACGCAAUGAAAUCUUGCAAGACCUUAAGCUAGAAGAAGCCCGUAUCAUAUCUAAAGAAAUUAAGAAACCCCCCGAUGUGGUCAAAGAAUAUCAAACCAAACUGGACUUUGCACUGAAGUUAGGUUACUCUGAAGAACAGGUUCAGCUUGUACUGAAUAAGCUCGGUACUGAUGCUUUAAUCAAUGAUAUACUGGGAGAACUUGUCAAACUUGGAAAUAAAACUGAGAUGGAUCAGAGCGUAAGUAACGUUAAUGCUAGCAUAAUGCGGGAAGCGUCUUCUGUUGAAUCUCAGCGAUCUGACUCUCCCCUUCCGGAGGAUGUGCCAAUGGAUGGUGAUAACCUGAGACCUAUAGUUAUUGAUGGCAGUAAUGUGGCAAUGAGCCAUGGAAACAAAGAAGUAUUCUCUUGUCGGGGGAUAAAACUGGCAGUGGACUGGUUUUUGGAAAGAGGCCAUAAAGGUGUUACAGUGUUUGUGCCAGCAUGGAGAAAAGAACAGUCACGACCAGAUGCUCUCAUUACAGACCAAGAAAUCUUACGUAAAUUAGAAAAGGAGAAAAUUCUGGUGUUCACCCCAUCCCGCCGUGUGCAGGGGAGAAGGGUGGUAUGCUAUGACGACAGGUUCAUAGUGAAAUUAGCCUUUGAGUCAGAUGGUAUAAUUGUAUCUAACGAUAACUACAGGGAUCUCGCUAAUGAAAAGCCAGAAUGGAAGAAGUUCAUUGAUGAGCGGCUGCUGAUGUAUUCAUUUGUCAAUGACAAGUUCAUGCCUCCUGAUGAUCCUCUUGGCCGUCAUGGCCCAAGUCUGGAUAAUUUUUUAAGGAAGAAACCUAUUGUACCAGAGCAUAAGAAGCAACCAUGUCCAUAUGGGAAGAAAUGCACUUAUGGACACAAGUGCAAAUACUACCAUCCGGAAAGAGGGAAUCAGCCUCAGAGGUCGGUCGCCGAUGAACUUCGUGCCAUGUCUAGGAACACAGCUACCAAAGCUGCUAGUGAAGGAGGGCUGGUGAAAAGCAACAGUGUUCCUUGUAGUACUAAGAUUGAUAGCACUUCGGAUCUCAAACGAGUUGCUCCAAAGAGGCAAUCAGAUCCUAGUAUAAGGACUCAAGUCUAUCAAGACUUGGAGGAAAAGCUUCCCACCAAAAACAAGUUGGAAACCAGGUCUGUACCUUCUUUAGUUAGUAUCCCGAAUUCUGCUGCUGCAAAACCCCAAAGUAGUGCACCUUUGAGCAAUGGCCUUCCAGCUGGAGUUCAUUUCCCACCUCAGGAUCAAAGACCACAGGGACAGUACCCUCCAGUGAUGAUGGCAACCAAAAAUCAUGGAACGCCAAUGCCUUAUGAGCAGUAUCCCAAAUGUGAGUCUCCUGUGGAUGUAGGCUACUAUUCAAUGCUAAGUGCAUAUUCAAACCUGGCUAUCUCUGGCCCACGAAGUCCUGAAAGGUGUUUCUCUUUGGACACGGAUUACAGAAUUAGUUCUGUAGCCUCCGAUUGUAGUAGCGAAGGAAGCAUGAGCUGUGGCAGCAGCGACUCCUACGUCGGCUACAACGAUCGGUCCUACGUGAGCUCUCCUGACCCUCAGCUGGAAGAGAAUUUAAAGUGCCAACACGUACACCCCCACAGUCACCUUAACUCUCAGCCGUUCCUGCAAAGUUACCACGAUACGUUGACAAGGGUGCAAAAUUACAGUCACGAAGAACCAAAGCAUCAUCACAAACCUCCACUUCCAUACAUGGCUGUACACCUUCAGCAUCCUGGUCUUGCGUCUCGCUCGAGUUGUCCUGGUGACUAUCCCACACCCCAGAGUUCCCAGCAUUCUAAGAACGUACAUCUAGGAAGAGCCCUUGUGUCCACAAGAAUAGACAGCAUAUCCGACUCUCGUUUGUACGACAACUCCCCAUUAAGGCAAAGGAAGUGUUACUCUGGGCAGGAUGGACUGGGUAGUUGGGACAGGCAAGGCUAUGGGAUUGAUACUUACGGCUAUCGCCAGACUUACUCUUUGCCCAGCAACCCUUCCCAGCCGUGUUACGAGCAGUUUGCCUUCCAAAGUUUACCUGAGCAGCAAGAUCAGCCUUGGCGGAUACCUUACUGUGGGAUGCCGCAGGAUCCCGCAAGGUAUCAGGACAGCCGGGAGAAGGUCUAUAUAAACCUGUGCAACAUCUUUCCUCCAGACCUUGUGAGAAUAGUUAUGAAAAGAAAUCCUCACAUGACUGAUGCUCAGCAACUGGCAGCAGCCAUUUUAGUGGAAAAAUCUCAGCUAGGUUAUUGACGAUGUGAUGAUGAUGAUGAUGCAUCUUUAAGGUGUCUUAUUAGUUCAGUCUCAGCUGUAAUGCUGAGGGAGGUUUGCUACAAUAGCAUAUGUGAUCUCCUUCUCAGCAAGGAGGUUAUCUAGUAAUCCAUUUAUGUGAAAUAUCGGGGUGUGCAUUCAAAUAUGCUGAAUUAAGAAAAAAAAGGAAAAAAGCCAUUUCAGCUUUUUCUGGCUUUUUCUUUUUAGGCUGAUAAAAAGAGGCACCAUUUUUAAUGGAGCCAAAAAGGCAGAGCUCCCCAAAACCCUGACCCCCCCCCCCCCCCCCCCCCCAAGCUUUUCCAGGUCUAUUAUCAUUGCGGGUUUGGUUUUUCGAGGUAGAGUCACCAAAUUUGCAACGUAGCUGCAGGUGACUCUUGCAAGAAUCCCCGAGUUUGGUGAAGAUUGAGUCAGGAGUCCAAUUUUAUGAGCCCCCAGUUUUCCCCCAUUGUUCCCAAUGGAUGAUAGAGUGAACAUUCUCUUUUGGGGUCCAUAAAAUUGGACCCCCUGGCCCAAUCUUUACCAAAGCUGGGUGGUGUUGUAAGGAAUCUCAUCUGCAGCUUUGCUGCCGAUUUGGUGGCCAUACCUUGAAAAAACUGCUUCCCACAGAGCACCACAAAGUUUUCACAUAGGGCAGGGAUCUGCAUCCUGCGGCUCUCCAGAUGUUCAUGGACUACAAUUCCCAUCAGCUCCAUUUUUAAUGGCCAAUUGGCCGGGGCUAAUGGCCAAUUGCCCGGGGCAUGGCCAAUUGGCCGGGGCUAAUGGAAAUUGUAGUCCACAUGAACAUCUGGAGAGCCGCAGGUUGCAGACCCCUGACAUAGGGUUUAAUAAAUCCAAACAUUUUAAAAUACUCAGAAAAAGCCAAAAAAAACCCCAACCCAACCAUAUGGGGAUUUAGCUUUUUUGACUGUUCUGAAAAUUUUGGGGAAAUUAUUAAACUCAAAUCCAGAAAGUUCCGGAAAAAACAUUGUUGCACACCCCUAAUGAAAUACUGUGCUAUGGAAUCUGUAUGUACAAUCCCACGCAUUGAAAGUGACAGGUUUGUUUCAAAUGCUAACUUGAAUUUUUUAAAGAAGAAAUGUCAUGACUGGAAGAUCUUUCCAGUUUAAUAUAUUAUUAUGUCUGUGUUCUCCAAUAGAGAAUCUUCAGUGCAGUGGGGGGUUUUAUAUGCAGCACUUUCAAAAGUUUAUGUGUUUAUUAAAUUAAUGGGUGUUUUUGUCCUUCCAAGUGCAAAACUUUUUUUGAAGAAAAAACAAACCCCUGCAGAGAACGGAGAGGAUUUUAAUGCACACAGAAAACAGUUUUCAAUCUAAGCUUAUUAUGAAUUAUUUUUAUUGCAAUUAAGUUAUUUUUUAUUUGUGUGAUUUUCUUUUUGUGCUAUUAUUAUUUUAUUUAUAGAAAACAAAGGUCUUCUAUAGCACUGACUUUAUUUUUUAAACUAUAUGUGUGAGUUACCUCUUUUAAUGUUGAAAACGGUAACAAUAUAUUAGUAUUUUAUAGUAUGGCACUUUUCAUUUGUGUUUUUUUUUAAUUGAAAUUAUUUGGUGAUCACUGUUGAUUUUGGUGCAAGCAGAUGCAAUCAGUAGGAGAACCUGCCAUCCCUAAUUUAUUAUUAUGUAGAAGCCAAAAGCCUUUUUUUAUGCGGGCUUUGAAGAUGCUGAACGCCUACAAACUUGUGCUGUUGAAACUUACGCUAUCUGUUGAGGUUACAGCCUUUCCCAGCUAUUGUGUACUUCCAGUCAUCAAAAAUAGUAAUGAAAUUUGAAAUUUGUUUUUAGAUAUCUCUCUUGCUCCUUCAACUGAUACACAGGUAUACUGGAUACAAUGCUUUUUUCAUAAAAAAAAAUACCUGUUUUUAAAAGAAACAAAGUGUUCUCAAUGCAAUUUUUGUAUAUAAGAUACUGUGUAUUUUUUCAUUCUAUUUAUCAAGGCUGGCCUGUGGAAGGUUUCAUGUUGUGUUGAAGAUAUGCAACAUUUUAAUAACUGCACUAUAGUAAUAGCAUUGUAGCUGAGAAUGGUCCAUUCUCGGGUUUUUUGUAAGAUACCAUUCGGAGUUCGGAAAAGUUAGGUUUUCUGGCCUGUUGUAUUGGGUAGGCCUGAUUCUUGACUCAAACACUCAUGGUUUUAGAAGCAGACAGAACGGUCUCUUCUAGUAUUAGUAAGGGAUAUUUCUGAUUUUAGGUCAUGAGUUCUGCUAUCUCUUUUAAAGUGUACUUUUGUGUAGAUAUAUUAGUAGUAGAUCUCACAGUCAGUGACAGUCUUACUUAGAUGUCAUAAUCAAUCACUUACAAUGCUAGAAUUUUCCUGCAGAUUAACACUACGUGAUGGUUCCUUUGUUUACAGCGUGGGUGCUGAUAAUAACCGGGUUCAUAGAUGCUGCUUCACAACCCUGUAGAACCAGAAAGUACCUUUUACUGUUGAUGCAAAUUGUAUCUUUAACUUUGGGAACUAUUUUGAUGUCUAGAUCUAUCUUGAAAAUCACGCGCACAAAUAUGUAAAGAAGAAUUAGACUUUCGGGCAACAUUUUAUCCUUUAUUUAAAAGAUGUAGAAUUUAAACCCAAAACUCUCGUAGGUGGGCAAAAACUCGGGUGUUCAUCGACUUAUCUUUUCCUCCUUCAAGAACCCCAAGCGAGAUCCUAUCAAGAAAAUAAUGGUAAAAUGCUGCCUGAAAAGAAUGUCCAAGCACCUUUUUGAAUAGGAAAACAUUUUUCACUACUUGUGUGACACUAUGUGUUGCAAGAAGUGGGGUUUGGGUAUACAGUAAAUGCUCCUGCCAAGCAUUGUACUUUAGAUGUAUCCAGUAAUCUGAACCAUGUUCAGCUAAUUCAGGAAUUGUUCUUCUACACAGCUUUCACUGUAGACAAUUGAAACGGGAUCUCAGUUUGGUUAGGUCCAGCUGCUGUCCUGUAUGGUUUUGGGUGCUUCUGUUUUCUACUCUGUCCACCUCUGCUUAGGCAGCACCUAUUGCCCUGUUAAUUUUCUCCCCCUUACCUCCAUUGUUCCUUCCCCAUUGGAUGACUUUUAAUGGAAGUCAUGCAUUGUGAACGGAAACAGGGUACAAUUAAUCUAUGUACUACUUCUUUGCAGGCCUCUUGAAACAAGUGGGAAUUGCACAGAAGCAUGACUCAUUCAUUUCAAUGGGGCUUCUACACGUGAGAUCCCGGGGUGCGUUGCUCCCCCCGGAAAUAGCUGGUUCAUGUUUUGUUUGUGACUUAUAUUUUAAUUAAUAUUUCAGCGGCCAUUUUAUCACUAUAUUAAUGUGUCUUUUAUAAGAUCUAAAUGAGUUCCUGCCUCGCAGAGAAUGCAGAAACAUUUAUCUCGAGUAGAAUACUUCCAUUUCUGUUUUUUAGUUUAAGUUGGUGUGUGGUGUGUUAGCCUUAGUUGGCUUAGCUGUAGCCUACAAACUGUAUGAGAGGGCUUGACUGUGCGCCGUGUGAUAUAGUGUGAAGUGAACUGCUACCUUGUAUAUUUAAUACAUAACAAUUAAUUUAAAUAUAUAUCCAACAACAGCCUGUGGGUCGACUGGACUAGAGAUUCCAGCAUGUCCAGACUACAGCAGCCUCUCUUUUGGUGUUCACAUCUGGUCUUUUGUGAUGUCCUUCCUAGGUACAUUCUGUACAUAUUCAUUAAAAGUUGGUGAAAAACAUUAUACCAUGUUCUGCAAGCAGACUUGUAGUGGGGGAAAAUGGCAUUCAGGGCAAAGUGGCAACCCGCACCCAGCCCCCCGCACCCACCUUUGUGCCCCACUUACCUGAGCCGGUGGCGGUCCCAGGCAGCCUGGCGGGCAGGACCAAGGGGUGCCCGACUGCGGCCGCUGCCAGGCCUGGUGGAGCGGGGCUGAGGUACGCUCGGCUGUGGCCCCUGCUGGGCCUGGCAAGGCUGAGAGGUGCCCUCUGGCGGCCCCCUAGGCCGCUUCUUCAGCCUGUGGAGCCUCCACCAGCUGAAGGAGCAGCCUGACGGGGCAAGGGCCGGCUGGGGGGGAGGGGUGUGGUGAUUGAUUGGGAGCUCACCCGGGGCAUUUGUCCCUACCCCUCCCCAUGGUAGCUACGCCACUGUCUGCAAGAGCCUUUCCCUGCUUGCCUCUUUCAGACCGUAGAACCCUGCCCUCAGAACAUCCUUUUCCUGAAAAAAAAGAAAAGAAAAAAGGUUAGCCAGGCUAAUCUCCAGGUCAAAUCCUAAGCAACUCCUGAAUAGCUGAUUGGUUUUGCUAAGUCUGUGACUGCACCUUUCUGUGCUCUUUAACAGCUUUUCAGACAAGCUGAAAACGUAUCUUGCAAACUGACAGGAAAGCAACAAUGUGCAGCCGUUGGGCUUGUUCACUUCCUUUGAGAAAGUCAGCAAAAAUUCAGGAUCUUCGGCUGUUCCCCUGGUGUUGCCCUUCCAGGCUGUUUUGAAAAAUAGGUUUCAGCAAUGACUGGCCAGUGUCAGGAAAAGAAACACGGUCACGCUAAAGAGAUGCCAGAUCUAAAUUCUCAUCUCAGAGGAGGUUUUCCUGGGCUAUAGCCACAAGGGAAGAGUGUAAAAACUGCCAUACAUGAGUAGAGCAUCUGCAAAUGCUGGUUUGGACUCCAGCCAUUGUGACUGUGAAAUUAAAUUUGCUAUCAGUGCACAUCAUUUUAGAAUCUGGAAAGUGCGAUCCAAUCUGGUCUAAUUGAUCACAAAAGACGAAUACAAUAGAAGAGUAGGCCAAAGCCAAUACUAAAAUAGGACUUUAUUUGUGUGUGUGUGCAUUUUAAUUACUUUGAAGCUCUUCGCAAAAGAAAUAUAAGUUAUUCAGAAAACGUUUCAGUAUUUAAUGUAUGAAUAUAACUGUGAGUAUAUAUAGUUGUGCAACACGGUAUUUAUUUCAUGCUAAAGGCAUUUGGUCAGGUUUUUAUUUUUAAUCUUCUGGGAUGACUCCAGAAGCAUCAAAGAUUAAUUUGGCUAGUACUAGUUUUUAUAACUUGUGACAGUAUUAAAGCAUUCCCAACCCCUGCUCCACCGUCACUACACUUCUUCAUUCUCAUCCCCGCUUGUACCAGCAGUUAGUUAUCUGAAGAAAGAAGGUAUUACCAGAAGUAUGUUUACAUGUGAUUGGCCUUUCAUUUUUCAGUAGAUCAAAUUGGACAGAAUAUGGCCCCUUCUGCACAUGCAGAAUAAGGCACUUUCAAUCAACAUUCAGUGUAUUUUGAAGCUUUGCGAAAUAGCGAAAUCAACUUGCAAACAAUUGUGAAAGUGGAUUAAAGUGGAUUAUUAUGCAUGUGCGGAAGGGGCCUAUAACACAACAGACUAUAACAUAAUAUAACUUAUAACAAAAUAUAACACAAUGGAGAUUUCUCUGCUUGUGAAGCAGUAUUUUCUCCUGUUCUGUCUUCUAUGAUACCCAGUUUCAGAGCAGUCCAUCUCCCUGCCAUGCUAAAAAUCAAAUGUAUUUGAUGCCUGUUGUUCUUCCAUGACUCAAUGAUGGCUUUUUAUCAUCCUUCCCCAAGCUAAUUAUUUUAGUUACUCAGAUCCAAGAUUGGGAGAAGCUCUUGCAACUGAUUGGAUGAUGCAGUUGAACUGAAGAGGUGAGUGGGAGUUUGAGCUAUGAUUAAGGGGAUAAUGUUGUUAAAAAAAUGGAAGUAUAGUGGAAGACUGAAGUGCAUUGCAUACUUAAAACCUAAAUUCUUUUUUCUUCUUCUUCAGGGAGGCUGAGAAUGACUUUUCUUGGCACAUAACAUUGUUUUGGUUCAAAAGGUCAUCAUGUGUUCAUUACGAGAUCAAUCCAAAUAUGCCAGUUUAUGUAGCACCUUUUGAAAAAAAUCCAGAACCUAAAUUAGGAUAUAUCAGAUUUUGGAUUUUUUCCCCACAAGAUGCUAAAAAUGGCUCUUUAACCUUAAUCAUGGCAUUUAUUGUUGACAUAUGUGGAGUUCUAGGACUCUUAACAGCCCAAUCCAUAAUGGGGAGGAGGGGCUGAAGAGACUCAUGGAAGCAGUGCGUGGCCGGGUUAGCGGAUUUGCCUUCCCUGGACCACUUACCCCCGUGAAGUUCCCCCCUCCCCCUAGGUUUUGAAAAACACAUAAUGAAACUUUCAUAUUGUGGAUGUUGUGACAUCGUUAUGGAGACACUUGAAAUAUCUGCAUUGCCCAUGGAAACCCUAUCGCCAUAGUGGCUUUAGCAUGUCAGCAAAACCAAGAUCAAAUCUUGCCCAUAUUUAUCAAAACUUCACACACACACACGUACCCGUUGUAUUCUGUGAUGCUACAUUUUCAAUUUAAAUUAAAAUUUGUGGGUAAUAAAGAGUUACAAUGUCAUAUGUGUCUUUAUUCUGUUGCCUUCAUUUGUUCACCCUUUCUGCCUUCGUGUUUUUCCUAUUUUAACUCUUUCAAUAAAACCCUUUCUUUCCUUUGACUUUUAUAUUUCAGGUUUUUAAAAAUCUAGUCCUUUUUUUUUGCUUGGCAGAUACUGGAUAGAUAGGUACUUCCUACAGUUUUGGUGUAUUUAGUUGGCAUUAUGUGGAAUGGCUCAAAAUAGGGUAGUCUGUAUCUCAACGGUAAAAAUACUAUAGGGAAAUAUUUAUUUCAAUUUUAAUGUAUUUAUGUGGGAAAUUAAUCCUUGCUUUUAAAGAUGGGCAAUAAAGUGUCUCCCCUUGCUUGUUUUUAAAACUGGUUGUAGGAAGGAGAAAGGAAAACAAAUGUGAACCCCCUUGGGCCAUGCAUUUAUUUUAAGAGGUUAUAUUUAAAAUACAUUUGUUGCUUUUUCUGUAAUUCGUGAACAACAGAAAAUGUUAUGGAAUAAUGUGAUAUAAGAUAUUGCUUAAGAUGAUUUAGUCUGUCUGGCUGAGCUGCAGAUGGAUCUAUAUUAAGCAACUUUAAAUGAAACUCUGCUUGAUAAUACGAUACUUAAUUAAAGUUGGUGAAGUGUUUAACUGUGAGUGACAGAUGGGUCUGGUGGGAAGUUGGUGUCCACAAAAGGCAGAAACAUCAGUAACGUUGCAGUGUGUACUUUUCAGUGUAUUGAUAAAUCAUUACCUCUUAACAAAAUAGAGUCAUGUUUAAUAGUAUAGCUGCAUAAGUACAUGAAAUUCAUUUUGUAAUGGUAAUCUUCAGAGAAAAAUACUGUUGGUGUUUUCAUUGUAAGAAGGAAAUCUCUUCUAUUAAACCAUACCCUCUAUCAA